AUGUCCUGCCCGUGGCCUCCUCAGCAGCGAAACGAACUCGGCAUUGCCACACUAUCGCUCGGCAACUGGAGAGAACACACACUCACCCCGCGACUCGAAGCUGCCGCCAAAGCCGGAUACCAAUGGAUUGACCUAUUUGACGAAUGCUGGGCUGCAUACCUGGUAGAACAUGGUCUCCCAGGUGAACAGCUCUGGGAAGCCACCCCGGAAAACUUGCGUGUGGCACGAAAGCUGGGCGACUUAGUGAAAUCCCUUGGGAUGCGGAUCGCCUGUACACAACCUCUUCGCAUGAUCGAGGGAAUCAAAGACCCGGUCGAGCGACGCACGACAUUGGAUCUGGUUGCGAAGCGCUUCCCGUUCAUGCGCGCCUUCGAUACAGAUCUUGUCUUUAUGUGUGCCAAUAUUCGUACGGAUAGUGGUGUUACCUCGGAUCUCAAGGUCGUCGCUAAGGAUCUGGCGGAGCUGGGUGAUAUGGCGGCCGCAUAUGCUAAGGCUGAUGGAGGGCGGAUGUUGAAGAUUGGAUAUGAGGGAUUGUCUUGGGCGACAAGAAAUACGUGGUCUUCAUCGUGGGAGGCUGUGCGAUUUGCCAAUCGCCCUAAUGUUGGGUUGAUUGUUGAUGCUUUCAAUAUUCUUGCUGUUGAGUUUGCGGAUCCGUAUAAUCCUGCGGGGCAUGGACGGAUUUAUCCGACUUUAGAGGAAUCUUUGGAGGUUCUUACAUCGUCGCUUUCGUCAUUAGUGGCUACCGUUCCUGGAGACCGGAUCUUUUUCUUCCAGUGUGGUGAUGCUGAGUUGAUGAAUCCCUCGACAUUCGUCCCUCCUGAGGAUCCGAGUAUUCCAGCUCUUCUGCCUUGGUCGCGGAGUCAUCGGCUUUAUCCUCUUGAGCAGUCUCUUGGUGGGUAUAUGCCUGUUGAGCUUGUGGGUGCAGCGGUGUUGGGCACGGGGUAUAAGGGACCAAUCUCGCUUGAGGUCUUCAAUGCAUCUUUGAAUAAACCCGGAGAUAAUAUUGCUAUAACUCAUGCUGUUCGUGGUAUGGAUAGCCUGAAGAAAUUGUUUGACGCGGCUACAAAGCUUCCUCCGUUCUGGAGAGAUCAGGCCAGUGCCCAACAAGCCAUUGGCCAGGUCAUACAACGCUUGCAGACAACAGGCCACCGAUUGUAA
Molecule: messenger RNA, 1158 nt
Organism: Penicillium odoratum
Lineage: Eukaryota; Fungi; Ascomycota; Eurotiomycetes; Eurotiales; Aspergillaceae
Product: sugar phosphate isomerase/epimerase family protein
Exons: 1
Coding region: 1-1158 (385 amino acids)
Source: RefSeq, a predicted model, not a curated record